GCCAUUUUGGAAAUCUGCUUGUUGUGCACUAGCAUAACACUCAGAAGCUACUUGCAAACUUCAGUGUUUUUUUCCUUCUAUUUCUUGAUCAUAAGGAUCUGCGGGUCCGCAGUAGUAUUUCACCUCUGAGUUCCCGUGCGCAAGGAUGCUGUGAGAAGUUUGCGCAUCUUUCCUGAUUGUAAUGUUUGGAUAUUUCCCUUUGGAUUACGCUCCUAAAGAAUAAUAACAUCCAUGGACUCUAACCACGCGGUCUAAACGAAGAAGAAUGAACAUGGAUUUUUCCCAACUGCACACAUAUACGCCGCCACAGUGUGCUCCGGAGAACACCGGCUAUACCUACGCUCUCAGCUCCAGCUACUCAACAAAAGCGUUAGAGUUUGAGAGGGAGCACCAGAUUGCUGCUGUGUACGAGUCGCCGAGGAUGUCACGGCGAAGCCUGCGUCUGCAGACCAGCGCCAGUCACUAUGACAACGGGAGCUUGGCUGAUUUCUCCCACAAUCACAGCAGCAGCAGCUACACCAGCACACGGAGAGAGACAAGGACGGUACGGAGCAAAAAGCAGCAGUCCAGUUCCGGCUCCCUGUCUCUCUCCCUGAGCCAAGCCGCCACUCCGCGGAAAGCUCUCGCAUUUACAGCUGCGAGCACUCCCAUCAACAGCAGCAGCAUUCAGGAGAGCUCCCAAGAGUAUGAUGCCUCGCUGCUCACCCCCAUCCAUGACCAGUCCCACCUGAGACAACGCAUCAUCACUACAACCACAACCACCACCUCCACAUCUGUGGAUGGACACAGAGAGAGGGGUCACAGCUCUGACCACAGUUCAUCCGGAAUUAACGGCGACGCCAGCGUUAGUGCGUCAAAGUCCCAUGCCUCCCUCGCCAAUGGUUACAUCUGCAGAGACUGCUCUUUCCACUCUCAGAAGAAGAAUUCCCUUAUCACACAGUCAUCAUCAUCAUCAUUAUCAUCAUCAUCUCAGGCUGCCGUAGCUUCCACAGACGCCCUCUCCUCUUCAUCUUCAUCAUCGCCUUUCACAACUCUAUAUUCCAGGGACAGGAGUCGACGAAACAAGACAGGUGUGCUGGUGUCUGUUUCUAACACAUGUGUGCGCUACAGCAAACGAGCCUUGGCCCCCAUAGUGUCUUUAGUCACCCUGCUUUUCAACAGUGUGCUCUGGCUGGGUUCAAAGGUCAGACACCCUCCAGGAACAGGUGUGUUAACUUCAUUCUUUGACUCUGUGGGACGGGCAGCAUCCUCCAGUUGGUCUCAGCUUUGGCUGCUCAAGCAGAACACUCUGAACAGGGUGAAGGGCUACAUGUCCAGAGGUGAUGAAGGACAAGCUCACUCGAGUUUCUGUGGAAGCAUGAAUGUGAAAGGGCUGAUGGCUGAAGAUGCAUCACAUCUAAAUCUCAAUGGUUCCCUAUGUGAUGACUGUAAAGGGAAGCAGCAUUCUGAGACACAAACCGUCCUCCUUACAAAGUCCUCCAGGCCAAGGCGCCUGGCAGGGGCGCUGUGGAGCGUCCUAGCUUACACAGGUUACUGCCUCCUCCAGCCGGGUUACUGUGUGGUGAGAGCAGGCAAAGCGUUGGGAUCAGGGGCUGGGACGGUGCUGCAGAGGCUGCUCUCUCUCUUCUGGAUGAUCCUGGCUGCUCCAGUGAAGGCAGGCAGGGGGCUUCUGUGGUUUCUUGCAUCAGGAUGGUACCAGCUGGUGUCUCUUAUGUCUCUCCUGAAUGUCUUCUUUCUGACACGAUGCCUUCCUAAGCUCUGGAAGCUGCUGUGGCUGCUUUUGCCCCUUCUGCUCCUCCUUGCUUUAUGGUUCUGGGGUCCGUCCACUGCUGCCCUGCUCGCCUACCUUCCAGCCAUUAACCUCACCGAGUGGCGUCCUGCCUCUCCCUUCGCCCUCCUGUCAAACUUGGUUCCAGCUUCUGCUCCAGCUCCUGCCUCUGUCCCUGUCCCUGCACCAGAGACUCCUCUGGUGCAGACCCCAGCCACACCGGUCUCACAAGCACCAUCGAUCCUUCCUCCCAUGGCUGUCUCUGGCCUGGAUUUAGAGCGACUGGAACGUGUGGAGAAGCAGCUCAUCCUGCUGUGGGAGCGAGUCAAACAGGGUGAUGAAAAGCAAGAGCAGCGUCAUGGAGACGUUUUGGGUCUUUACAGCACCCUGAAGGAGCAGCUCCACACUCAGACAGACAGGGAGAGCCUGGGCCUGUGGGUGUCCUCGCUGCUUGAGCAGAGACUGGGCGUGUUACGAGGAGAGCUGGAGCAGGAGAGCACAAACAGGGCAAAGAGUGAGGAGAAACAGAAAGAGCACCAGGAGAGUCACGCAUUACGGCUGGCUGAGCUAGAACUUCUGCUGAGCACUCUGGCUGCCAAAACUGAGGAGGUUCAGCAGAAGCAGCAGAUGUUUGAGCACCAGAAGCAGCAAAAACAACAGAAAGAGGCUCCCACUCCUGCAGCAGACCCCAUCCCCAUCAGUGUGGGUGUGAAGCAGGAGGACCAUGAUGCUUUGCUAGUGGAGGUGCAGAGACUUGAAGUGGAGCUGGGCAAAGUCAGACAGGACCUGCAGGGUGUUUUGGGAUGUAAGGGCAAAUGUGAGCAGCUGGAAACACUGCAGGAGACGAUAUCAGCCCAGGUCUCCUCUCAGGUGUCCUCUCAGGUUCGUAAGGAGUUGCAGGCUCUGUUCUUCGGUGGUGGGUCUGGAGAGGAGCAGGGAGAAGUGCCUGAGUCGCUGAUUGCCUGGCUGUCUCAGCGCUACGUUAGCACGCCUGACCUGCAGGCCUCACUGGCUGCCCUGGAGUUGAGCAUCCUGAAGAACGUAUCUCUGCAACUGGAGCAGAACAGGGCCCAAACCCUGGGCGAGGCUGAGUCCCAAGCCAAGAGCAUUGUUCAGACAGUAACCGGGAGCGUCCAGCACACUGUGUCUACUGAGGGACUGUCCGAAGAGCAAGUGAAGCUGAUCGUCCAAAACGCCUUGAGGCUCUACUCCCAGGACCGAACAGGCCAAGUGGACUAUGCACUGGAGUCAGGAGGUGGAAGUAUCCUCAGCACUCGCUGCUCGGAGACAUAUGAGACAAAGACGGCCCUCAUGAGUCUGUUCGGCCUGCCUCUGUGGUAUUUCUCCCAGUCUCCUCGGGUCGUCAUCCAGCCUGAUGUGUACCCCGGUAACUGCUGGGCAUUCAAAGGCUCUCAGGGCUACCUGGUGAUCCGGUUAUCCCUAAGGAUCCUGCCCACAUCCUUCUGUGUGGAGCACAUCCCAAAGGCCCUGUCCCCGACUGGAAACAUCACCAGUGCACCGCAAAAUUUCACAGUCUAUGGUCUAGAUGAUGAGUACCAGGAAGAGGGGAAGCUGCUAGGCCACUACACAUACCAGGAAGACGGGGAGUCUCUGCAAACAUUUCCUGUCAUGGAACAAAACGACAAGAGCUUCCAGAUCAUUGAGGUGCGCGUGCUGUCGAACUGGGGUCACCCUGAAUACACCUGCCUGUACCGCUUCAGAGUACACGGAGAACCUCGGCCUCAGUGAACCAAUCACUACCGCACUCUCACGUAUGACAUAUCACACUAUCUGUACAUAGCUUAAGGAUGAGGGGACUUGGAAGUGAACUAUGGAUGAUUUUGUAUGAAAGACACGAAGACUAAGAAUUGUGGACUGUUAAAGGAACGUGAAUCACGGACAUGUUUCGUUGAAAGAAUCACAGGAAGUCUGUUUGAGAACUGUCACAAACACAGACGAGGAAUGGAACCAUGGAAGAAACUACAACUCCCAAUCUCCUUUGCAAAAUGGUCUCUUGCACUGAAUAAGCCCGCGAUGAUGGGCUCUGACCUGACCAGACUUGUACAUCCCGCCUUUUAGCUCCUCCUUCUUCAAGGAGGUGGACGAAUUAAAUGGAUGGAUUAUGGACUCUUCAUCUGUUUCUUCAUACACUGCAUCUCAGCUUGGUUUCUUUUCAUUUACAUCCGUUGUUUUCUUGUUAGUCUGUUUUUUUAGGAUCUAAGCCACUACACUUUUGCAUGUCACCAUCUUUGUCCAUUUGUUGUCAUGGAGUCUCUGCAGUGACUUUAUCUGAGCUGUUUGGUCGGCCUGCAGGACUAAAAUUUUCCAAUCUGGACGUGAAUGUGUCACUACAUUAGAAGCUCGCCGUCAUGCAUUCACACAACCAUAACCUUUCUGAACAUAUGCCUAUGGUCAGGCUCUAAGUGUUUGCUCAAGCUCGAUGCAAGUCAUCCUUUAACCUCUCAGCCACAACAUUGUAACCACUAACCAGAGCUAAGAAGCUCUUCACUUUGUACAAAAUACCCGUAUGGAUAUGGCUGCACUCAGCAUGUGACUCCUCUCCAAGCAGAACUUGCAUCAUGUAUUUGCAUAAAGAGAUGUCCGCUCUGAAGGUUUGAGUCCUGUGCAGGAGUCUCAAAUUCACAAUCAGUUCGAGAGAUAAAUGAUAUAAGUGCUCCUGUAGGGAAAAGUAGGAAUUGUUUUCUGUUCUUAUGAAGAGAAAGCUCUGGCUGCCUCCCUCUGGCUUAGAUAUAAACGUCCUCCUCACACGAGCUCCCUUUAUUCUUACAACCUGAAGGAAUGUAAUCUGUAUAUUUCAUUGUUGAUAGUCAGUCCUUUAUAAUAUCUGCUUUUAUCAGUGUUGCUUUAUAAAAAAAAAUCCUAUUAUUAUGUAUUACUACCAUUGUUUCUACUGUUACUCAUCGUGUUGUUUUGCUUUUUUCUUUUGAUUUUGGGGGUUUGUUAAUGUACGAGGAUGCACUGCAACAACUUGUUAGAACGUUUGUGGCACAGGUUUUCACGAUUUGUUUUAAAAAAAGGGGGGUUUCCAAAAUGGGGAAGUCUAAAAUGUGUAAAAAUAUGUUUUGUUCACAAACUUAUUUAUUAACAGGUGAAUUAGUGACUGCAAAAUAUGAGUUACUUCGAUGUAUAUUUUGUCAAAAGCUGUUCAGUGCAUUUUGAAACCAUCUUUGGACUUUUUUUUAAGAUAAGAGGCUAUUUUUGUUCAGUCAUGAGAUGACUUAACUGCUUUGGAAUAUAUUCCAAUAAAGACUUUAAUUUUGAA
Messenger RNA from Cheilinus undulatus (humphead wrasse), 5051 nucleotides. It is a transcript of the gene sun1, whose product is annotated as Sad1 and UNC84 domain containing 1. The transcript has 23 exons. Gene Ontology annotation, cellular component: meiotic nuclear membrane microtubule tethering complex; nuclear envelope. Gene Ontology annotation, molecular function: protein-membrane adaptor activity. NCBI's taxonomy places the organism in Eukaryota, Metazoa, Chordata, Actinopteri, Labriformes, Labridae. Bases 266 to 3517 code for a protein of 1083 amino acids. The record is from RefSeq and is a predicted model, not a curated record. Gene Ontology annotation, biological process: nuclear envelope organization.